AUGGCGUCAGCAUCCACUAAAGGCACCAGAUACCCCAUCGCUAACUACCUUCAUCUCCAACAUUUCUCUCCUAACUACCAAGCUUUCUUCACUUCUCUUCUCGGCCAUUCCGAACCAUCAUCCUUCCACAAAGCGAUGCAAUUUUCAGAAUGGCGUAAUGCUAUGGCUGUUGAAGUUCGUGCACUUGAAGAAAAUUCAACUUGGGACGUCAUUGAUUUACCUCCCAACAAACGCCCCAUUGGAUGCAAAUGGGUGUAUAAACUCAAAUACCAUGCUGAUGGUACCAUUGAGCGACAUAAGGCUGGCCUCGUCGCCAAAGGUUAUACCCAAACAGAAGGCGUCGACUACAUAGAGACCUUCUCACCCGUUGCUAAAAUCACUACCAUUUGA
This is a messenger RNA of Nymphaea colorata (pocket water lily), 390 nucleotides long. RefSeq lists its product as uncharacterized. The transcript has a single exon. The coding region runs from base 1 to 390 and encodes 129 amino acids. The record is from RefSeq and is a predicted model, not a curated record. Lineage: Eukaryota; Viridiplantae; Streptophyta; Magnoliopsida; Nymphaeales; Nymphaeaceae.